This is a messenger RNA of Limulus polyphemus (Atlantic horseshoe crab), 441 nucleotides long. RefSeq names its product uridine phosphorylase 2-like. The transcript is spliced from 3 exons. The annotation marks the transcript as partial. Gene Ontology annotation, cellular component: cytosol. Gene Ontology annotation, biological process: uridine catabolic process. Gene Ontology annotation, molecular function: uridine phosphorylase activity. The record is from RefSeq and is a predicted model, not a curated record. NCBI's taxonomy places the organism in Eukaryota, Metazoa, Arthropoda, Merostomata, Xiphosura, Limulidae.
GUAUAUGUAGAGAGUGGAACGUUAACUGACAAGUUACGAUAGGCUUAAAAUUUUAGAUCGUUUGUACGUUUGGGAAGAAACGUAAUUUUCUGAAGAAGAAUGCCUGCUAAUUCAGAGGGUACCACACUUUGCCAUCUGGAAGAAACAGAAUAUCAAGCUGAAGAUGGAAGCGUCCUCCUGAAGAACCCACACAUUCACACCCUGGAGGAGGAUAUUCUCUAUCACUUAUCACUUAGCACCCGUACACACAAUCUCCUGGAGAUGUUUGGAGACCUCAAGUUCAUCUGUGUAGGGGGGACAGCCAAGAGGAUGGAAGAUCUUGCUUAUUUAAUUGGACAGAAGUUAGGAGUAAAGUUACCUGCUGGGGUAGUUCUAGAAGACAUAAGUAGCCGAGGUCAGCGUUAUGCUAUGUACAAGAUCGGACCAGUUCUAGCCGUGAGC